Haplochromis burtoni (Burton's mouthbrooder) is the source of this 3380-nucleotide messenger RNA. It is a transcript of the gene ero1b, whose product is annotated as endoplasmic reticulum oxidoreductase 1 beta. Gene Ontology annotation, biological process: protein folding in endoplasmic reticulum. The transcript has 16 exons. The coding region runs from base 740 to 2095 and encodes 451 amino acids. Lineage: Eukaryota; Metazoa; Chordata; Actinopteri; Cichliformes; Cichlidae. Gene Ontology annotation, cellular component: endoplasmic reticulum; endoplasmic reticulum membrane. Gene Ontology annotation, molecular function: protein-disulfide reductase activity; FAD binding; thiol oxidase activity. The record is from RefSeq and is a predicted model, not a curated record.
ACACGGAGCUUUUGUCACCGGAAACAUACAGUUUGUUUUUUAAUAACAUAGUUUGUUGUUCUUCAUGAAGCUUGUAAUCUGCGAAAGUCAUACUACAGUUUUGUUUUUAGGAGCUUCCGGCACUUUCUGCUGUCAUUUUAUUUUGACGUCACUGUGUACGUGAGAUGCUAGUUAGCGACUGUCCAUGAGUCCACAAAUUGUUUUAUUUUCCGCCAUUUUGAUAAAUAAAUAGAUAUAGUUACAGUUGACCGACUAAAUUGGUAUUUAAACCGAAAUCUAUUCUUGUUUGUACUGAACAGUGAGUUAAGUCCUUAAAGUAGACUAAUGAGCAGAGUUGAGAGCGCUCCUCUUCUUCCUCUCCUCGGACCCAGCAGCGAGUUCAACCAGCCGAAGUUCUUGCGAGUUGAGCGAAAAGCGUGGUGUGAUCUGAUUGGCUGUGUCAGAGCUCCCGCUUUACAGCCUCCUCACGGACAUUGUAGUUUUUUGCGUAGAAGUUGCCAAGUGUCCCUAGCGACCUAUAACAUGUAGAUGACUACAAACAGGGAGGCUCCGUCAGAGGGGCGGCGUUUGUUUUGACAGCGGCUUGUUUGUAGGCGGGGCUUCUGGCGGGCAUGGAAGUGCGGGUCUGUGAUGACAGCACAGACAUACAGCUGCUGCCGUGACAUUUGGACAGUUACGUGAGGGGGAAGUUUUAAUUUGAAGGAAGUUGAGACACAGAAAGCUGAAGGCGAACAACAGGAUGCUGAGAAAAAUGGUUCUUUUCCUGGCGCUCAGUGGACUGCUGCACUCUGAGCUCACAGGCGUCCUGGAUGACUGCUUCUGUGACGUCGAAAGCAUCGACAUUUUCAACAACUUGAAGAUCUACCCUCGCAUCAGGAAGCUGACAGAGAGAGACUACUUCAGAUACUACAGGGUGAACCUGAAGCGACCGUGUCCUUUCUGGCCUGAUGACGGACACUGCUCCAUCAAAGACUGCCACGUGGAGCCCUGCCCCGAGAGCAAGGUUCCUGUUGGCAUCAAGUCUGGGAACUACAACAAGUACUCGCAGGCGGCCAAUACGAUGUCGGACGUGGUGGAGUGCCAGCAGGCCAAGGAGCUGGGGGCCAUCAACAGCACCCUGAGUAACCAGAGUAAGGAGGCGUUCGCUGACUGGGCGAGACACGACGACGCUCAGGAUCACUUCUGUGAGCUGGACGAUGAGACGUCUCCAGAUGCCGAGUAUGUGGAUCUGCUCCUGAAUCCAGAGCGAUACACCGGAUAUAAGGGUCCGUCAGCCUGGAGAGUGUGGAACAGCAUCUACGAGGAGAACUGCUUCAAGCCCCGGUCGGUGUAUCGACCUCUGAACCCUCUGGCUCCCAGCAGAGGAGACGAUGAUGGGGAAGGUUUCUACACCUGGCUUGAAGGUUUAUGUUUGGAGAAGAGAGUUUUCUACAGACUCAUCUCGGGCCUCCACAGCAGCAUCAACAUCCACCUGUGUGCCGAGUACCUGCUGGACGAGGGAUGGGGACGCUCAGUGUGGGGUCCAAACGUCCAGGAGUUUCGUCAGCGUUUUGACAUGGCAGAGACAAAGGGGGAGGGCACGCGACGCCUGAAAAACCUCUACUUCCUGUACCUGAUCGAGCUGCGGGCGCUCUACAAGGUGGCUCCGUACUUUGAACGAGCCAUCGUCAACCUAUACACGGGAAAUGCUCAGGAGGACGGAGAGACCAAAGACCUGCUGCUGCACAUCUUCAACGAGAUCAAAGCCUUCCCCAUGCACUUCGAUGAGAAGUCCAUGUUUGCUGGACACAAACUGGAAGCCAAAACGUUAAAGGAGGAGUUUCGUCUCCAUUUCAAGAACAUCUCCAGGAUCAUGGACUGUGUGGGCUGCAGUAAAUGUCGCCUCUGGGGGAAACUGCAGACUCAGGGUCUCGGUACUGCUCUGAAGAUCCUCUUCUCUGAGAAGGAGAUCAAGAACCUUCCUGAACACAGCCCAUCCAAAGGCUUCCAGCUUACUCGUCAGGAGAUCGUGGCCUUGAUGAACGGCUUCGGCAGGUUAUCCACCAGCAUAUAUCAGCUCCAUCACUUCCGUCAGCUGUGGAAGGAGAAAAGGUAACAGGAGGCGAUGCUCCACCUGGACAGCAGGCGUCACCGUCCCACACUGCAACAGUCUACUACCUGCUCGCAGAAGAAGGACCUGAGGACCAGCAGUGACCCCUGUUUUUGUCCCAUGAACCACCCCUCUAUAAGCCCCUCCCCCCGUCACACAUCAUGAAUGUGAAUUCUUCAGCCUCCUCUCGCCUUCAUCAGAAAAUAUUUGGAACAUUUAAACCGACUCGUUUUUCUCUACUCUUGAAACUUGUCCUCAAAUUAUUUUUGAAAAGUAAAAAGAAGGAAGAUGUUGAUGUAGGACAACAGGAAUAGAGCGAGGCCUCGGCGGCGAGAGGCCCGCCGCAGCAGGAGACGCUGUGGUUUACAGCUGCUGGGGAGAGCCGCCCUCUGCUGACCUCACAUCCUGUUGUCUUUUAUACUGACACCUGAUUUCCUGUAGAAGAAGGAAGGAGUCUGUUAGGGCGGGCGCCAAGCCUGUCAGCGCACAGCUGCCUUUGUGUUUGUCUUUACCUUUUACUGUUGUUGCUCCAAGUCUGCUCGUGUGUGUGUGUGUGUGUGUGUGUUGGUGAGAGCUCAGAGAUGGUCUUCUCUGACAGGCAGUGAGGCGCCCUCAGAGCGCCAGGCUUCAGUCCGUACAGGCAGAGGUGAAAGGACUAACUCGGCCCUCAUAACAGUUCAUAUUUGUUUGUUUUCAUCAGUAACAAUGUUGAUGUGAUCAUUUGUUUGUAAAAUAAUGGCUGGAUGGAGGCAGCAUGAAGCCAGCUGUAGUUUGGAGGGUUGCUGAGCAUGUGUAGGACAGACACGCCUCGGUCAUGCUUCACUGGAUGUGCGCGCCGCUUAGUGACUGCUGCCAGGACUUCAAAACGUCUCACCAACCGUCACAGAGAUCAGAUACCUGCACCGUCACAGUGUGUGUGUGUGUGUGUGUGUGUGUGCGCGCGCGUGCGUGCGUGCGUGUGUUGGCCAGUACAGAGAAGCUGAUGGGACUGCUGUUUCCUGCUGUGUGGGUGAGCCGUUUCCUCCGCUGCUGUUUGGCUCCAGGUCUGUUGGCUUAAAGACACAUUUGUUUAAAACGUGUUAGAAAUGAGGUUUUGCUUCAGUGUCUUAUUUCACACUGUAAACUGGAUUUAUUCACACAGAAAUCAAACGUCUUUUCAUACGAGUGAAGCUGAGGAUGACAAGCACAGGUUCAGGGGUGCUGUGAGGAAAAGCAGCUGUGCGUGAUUCACAGCUGGAUCCAUACAUGUUAACAGAACACAAACAAACCGCCAUGUCAGCCCCACCGUGAU